AAACGACCGACCCAAUCCAUAUAUAUAUAAGACACUCGUCCAGACAACACAACACCAACUGAAAAAAAAAAAACACAGACGAAUUAUAAAACCCACAAAUUCUUAGGUUCUCCAAAUUCAUUUGUUAUAUAUAUUUUUUUUCUUUUGCUAUUAUUAUUAUGGAUGCGAGCUCGGAGAUUCAAGAUAUGGAGGCGAACUGCUUGAUGCUGUUACCGAGAGUUGGCAGAAACGACGUCGCAGAGAGACGCGUUUUCACAUGCAAGACGUGUAUGAAGGAGUUCCCGUCGUUUCAAGCGUUAGGCGGCCACCGUGCCAGCCACAAGAAACAUCCACGGCGAGGCUACGGCGGGGGUGUCGCCGGAAUCUCCGAGAAGAGCAAGACGACGUCGUCUCACGCUUGCCCUAUCUGCGGCGUUGAGUUUCCGAUGGGACAGGCCCUCGGCGGACACAUGAGGAGGCACCGUAACGGUGGCGGUGGCGGUGGCGGUGGCGCGUUGGUCACACGCGCCUUGCUGCCGGAGCCGACGGUGAUGAUGAAGAAGUCGAGCAGUAACGGGAAGAGGGUUGCUUGUUUGGAUCUCGACUUGGCAAUAACGGAGAAUUUGAAUCUGAAGUUGGAGCUUGGAAGAACAGUUUAUUGAUUUAUUCAUUUAUUUUUCUUUUCGUACUCGUAGGAAUGUAUAAAUAAAUUACGUACGCGUAAAGUUUCAUAGGGUUUAAUUUCUCCUUUUAAUAA
Molecule: messenger RNA, 736 nt
Organism: Tarenaya hassleriana
Lineage: Eukaryota; Viridiplantae; Streptophyta; Magnoliopsida; Brassicales; Cleomaceae
Product: zinc finger protein ZAT12-like
Biological process (GO): response to chitin; response to stress
Source: RefSeq, a predicted model, not a curated record